UAUUUGCUGUACAGAAUCAGUCUUUUGUUGCUCAAAUAUUCUCAUAUGUACUUACUUUUAGCAUUUUAAAAGUGAGAGUUCAUCCUUGACAACAGACAAAAUGUCCUCUUUUCUAGAUCAUACAUGACUGUACAUUGUAACGACUAAAUGAGCAUGUAGGGUAAACGUACACAUUCACAUUGUAUGAUAAGUACGGUAAAAGACCGCAUGCGCACGGGUUUGUGAUCGUAUCUCUACACCCGAAUGUUUAAUGUACAUGACAGAAAUUAUCAGAAAGAUGAAAGAAGGACCCAAACAGAAUGGGCUCCAUAGAAUAUAGAUAGUUUAGAUGGUCUCUGUCAUUAUCUAUCCUUGUGAUAAAACAUAUAUACGCAUAUUCAUGUACAAUUGGUUCGUUAAUGUCUACCAACGGCGAUACACAGAACUAACUGUGUUUGGGGCCCCUUUGUAGGUGUCAUCUUAGAAAUAGAGAAAGACGUUUUUCUCUUUUUGUAUGGUGUCAUUUACCUUGCCCUACAAAACUAGGAGUCCAGGUGAUCCAAAUGUACUAAUUUUAAGGGCACUUACGAGAAAUAUGAUGUUCAAAAGUACAAAUGUAGUGCAGUACACUAUAAGAUGUAAUAAUUACGUUUAUAGCAGAAAUGUUAUGUUCCUUGUUGAGAAUUUGGUACAGCGAACAUGAUUGUGUGACUUUCGGGAGGAAGCUAUAUUUAUUUUCUGGAUCCUGUCAGUACAUUUAUACCAACUGGAUGCACAUUUCUGCAUGACAUGAACUUCAGAAUCCUUUGGUUAGGAGACUGUUAGUUGUCACUAUUUAAUGAUAAGGAAGAUUCAUAUUCUAAUUUGAAUAUCUGAUAAAUUCACUGAUCAAUUCAAUUCAGUUCAUACAUGAUCAUGCACGCAUAUAUUCUAUUUUACAGAUUUCUCUUGUGAGACUUGAGUUUGGAGUUGAAUACUCUAGUAUAAUCUUGAGUUGGAGCAAGAGAGAUAAACUGUGAAGAACCACAAGAUGUUGUGUCCCAAUGAGAGUUGGGUGAGCCUGGAUGACUUUCAGCCUCGCUGUACCUGUCUCUACCCCCACACAACUUGGACCGAUGCAGCCAUCCCCUCCGACACCACUAGGCCCAUCAGCCCCACUAGCCCUACCCCUAGAUCACCCAUGUUUGGUAGUAACAGACCAGACAGCCCCAUCAGCAAGUAUCUAGAAAACCAGGACUCCUUCCUUUAUCCAGAAUGUCCCAGAUUUAAUUCAUAUUUUGACACCAAUGAUCUAACAUCAUUUCUAUCAGUCACUCCAGAUAUCUGGUCUGUCAGCCCAGGUGAUGAGUCUCUCCCAGCCAGCACCAGCUCCAGCCUGACCAGCCUGAGCUCCACCAGUCUUACUGACCCCUUCCCCAGCUCCUCAACCCUUUUCCAGAAUUCGGAGGAGUUCUACAAUGAUCUACUUCCCUCCCCAUCUUCCAGCACCACCUCCUUCAACUAUGGUCCCACACCUAGCAGAUCCCUGGAUUCAGACAUGUCAGGUUUGCCAGAUGACAUCAACCUCUCAGCUACAGUUUACAAAGACAUCUGGUUAUAUAACACCUAUGACCUUUUUCAGGAUGGACCACUUCUGACCUCAAGCUCCAUGUCUCUUCCUGUCAGCCCAGUGAGCAGCUUCACCAACCUGAGUGAGUGCAAUGUGUCCUGCAGUCUGACCAGCCUGUGCCACCAAGCAGUGUCACUUCCAGUCCCCAGCAGGAGACCUGGACCCCUGAACAAGAUGGUGGAUAGGAAGAGAAAGAGAGAUGAGGAUGAUGAGGUGGAGGCCAAGGUUUGUAAGAGGGCCAGGCUAUAA
Messenger RNA from Haliotis rubra (blacklip abalone), 1837 nucleotides. RefSeq lists its product as uncharacterized. The record is from RefSeq and is a predicted model, not a curated record. Lineage: Eukaryota; Metazoa; Mollusca; Gastropoda; Lepetellida; Haliotidae. The coding region runs from base 1010 to 1837 and encodes 275 amino acids. The transcript has 2 exons.